CAUACAGAAACUGUCAUGUCACAAAAUUUUAUUUUUACACGAUCCAUUUAGGUAAUUUUAUUGUAAACUUUUAAUGUUUUCCUGGAUUAUAUUAUCGAGAUGAAAUUUUAGUAGUUUGUACAACUAUUUAAAUGAAAUUAGUAACAGAUAUUUGACCAGAGAUGUGCCAGUAGUAACACAUAUUUGACCAAAAUGUCUACGAAAAAUCCGAAAGUAAUUCAGAAUACCGCUGAGCAGCAGGAAGAAAAUUUGGCUAAAUUAGUUAUGAGUACGUUCUACAAGUUGUCAGAAAAUAAAAAUGGGACCACUUCUGAAGAAAUUGCCAAAUACCUACGCGAGAAUUUCGGCGACAUAUGGCGAACGAGCGUGCUCGUAACUAAAGCUGAGCAAACAUUAUCGCGAAGCGCAGCGCUGGGCUUCUUGGAGCAGCUGGGCAAGCGUUACGCCGUGUCGAUCGCACGUGGCGCUUGUUGCAGUCGGCAGCGACGUGGUCGUCGAGUCUGCGGCUGUCCCAAACGCCGACGCAUGCGCAGUUGCGGCAGAAAACGGCGUCAGCGCAGCUGUAAGUGCAAGCGCCGCCGUCGCCGCAGACGUAGACGUCGCAGUUGCUAGUGACUAGUCAAUAAAAUGUAAAGUGCGUACAUGAAUUAA
Molecule: messenger RNA, 651 nt
Organism: Plodia interpunctella (Indianmeal moth)
Lineage: Eukaryota; Metazoa; Arthropoda; Insecta; Lepidoptera; Pyralidae
Exons: 2
Coding region: 193-612 (139 amino acids)
Source: RefSeq, a predicted model, not a curated record